UAUGGAUCGAACAUCAGACUCGCUUAACGAAACAAAUAUCACUUCCAGCGACAUCUUUCCAACAUUCAGCGGAUACUAUUUACCUGAGAGGUGAAGAUGGACGAAAGGGAUUGGGUUGCUGAAAGCUUAUACAAGAGUUGGAGCUUGCAUCCUAUCACUACACCCGCUUACCCCGCUAAUCCACAAGCUCGUGUCUUUGUACCCGAACCCGAACCUACAGAAAAAUCGCCUAUAUACAAUGAACCGGUAGCUCUAGGGCUUAUGGUUUCUGGAUUUUUCUUGGUUGUUGCAUCUGCUAUUGGAUUAGCUAUCUAUCGGCAUAGAAAGAGAAGUUAUGAGCAAUUUUUAGAAGACGGAACAUCGAAGAGAGGAAGCAUUGGCAACAGGUCACUAGAUCCAUCUCUCUAUGGAUGUGUCACUCAGAAUAGAUCAAUAGACUUCGUUGUUCCAAAUAUCACAACAGCUGUAACAUCUUUACCCAGUCCAGUGGAUACUGUAUCAUUAUCAUCCGGAUCUUCACCAGAUGUAUCUUUAUGGGCACGAUUGGCUCUGUUGGAAGGAGGAGGACUCCCAGGUACUUCUUUACUCGGUGGUCUUAAUCCCGAAUUGUAUAAAGUUGGACUGGAGGAACCGGAAGAAGAAAUAUAUUUUCCGGAUGGUAACAAGGGACGUAUAUGGUUCGGUGUGGAGUAUGAUGCUUCCUCAGAACGUCUAGUAGUUCAUUUGAUUAAAGUGAAAAAUCUUCCUUCUAGAGUAUGCGGUUCUAUAAAUUGUUGUGAUCCUUUUGUCAGAAUAUCACUGAUGCCGGACGAGAGAAGAUAUCUUCAAUCGAAACAAAAGAAGAAAACAUGUAAUCCACGAUUCGAAGAAACAUUUAUUUUUCAGAUACCCGUUCGCACAUUAAACGAAAGAGCAAUCAAGUUGACCGUAUACGAUAACGAUCGUGGUAAAAGAUAUAAUGUCAUCGGCCACGUCAUAUAUCCUUUACGUGAAUUAAAUGGAACUACAACUACAGAAACACUAUUAAACUGGAGAGAUUUAGAAAAGGAAGAAGUGGAGGUAAAUUUGUUCCGAUCGAUUAUAUUUUUAUGCAGUCCAAAAGAUAAAUGUUUUUCUGCCUUAUUUUUAAAAUUAUUUUAUCAUAAUCCCUAAAACUCGUGUACUAAUUUACGUAAUCUAGAUUAAAUUCGAUCCCUGGUGUGAUUUAUUGGUAAUACAGUUAUGCUUUGUUUAAUUUAAAUUGAAUUACAUGGAUUAGAUUGAUGGGAUAAGGCAAUGCAACCAUGAGCAAUCUGCAAAGGAUGAGUGUCUCCAGGGAAGACUUUCUACGUGGAGGGAACUGGCACCUAAUUUAGGUGUUUAGAUAC
Centruroides sculpturatus (bark scorpion) is the source of this 1367-nucleotide messenger RNA. RefSeq names its product synaptotagmin-C-like. Gene Ontology annotation, molecular function: calcium-dependent phospholipid binding; calcium ion binding; phosphatidylserine binding. The record is from RefSeq and is a predicted model, not a curated record. The transcript has 6 exons. Bases 97 to 1152 code for a protein of 351 amino acids. Gene Ontology annotation, biological process: regulation of dopamine secretion; calcium-ion regulated exocytosis; regulation of calcium ion-dependent exocytosis. NCBI's taxonomy places the organism in Eukaryota, Metazoa, Arthropoda, Arachnida, Scorpiones, Buthidae. Gene Ontology annotation, cellular component: membrane.